Molecule: messenger RNA, 1461 nt
Organism: Cynara cardunculus var. scolymus (artichoke)
Lineage: Eukaryota; Viridiplantae; Streptophyta; Magnoliopsida; Asterales; Asteraceae
Product: cytochrome P450 716B1-like
Exons: 4
Coding region: 1-1461 (486 amino acids)
Biological process (GO): sterol metabolic process
Molecular function (GO): iron ion binding; monooxygenase activity; heme binding
Source: RefSeq, a predicted model, not a curated record
AUGGAAUCAGUCGUUAUUUUUACGUUAUCGUUCUUGUUUCUUUCAGUUUUCUUUCUUUUUCGAGGAAAGAAGUAUUCAAAGAAAAUCCCUCCUGGUUCUUUGGGUCUGCCUUUAAUAGGGCAAAGUCUCGACCUUUUAAAGGCUUUGAAAGCCGAUAAGGUGGAGGAGUGGUUUCAGAAAGGAAUAACCAAGCACGGACCCAUUUGGAAAACUGGUCUUUUUGGAUACCCAACUGUUGUUUUACAUGGUACAGCUGCAAAUAAGUUUGUAUACACCAGCGACGGGAGUGUACUCAGUAACACACAACCACCAUCAAUCCGCAGGAUCCUGGGUCCGAAAAAUAUAUUUGAGCUGCUCAACAAUGAUCAUAAACGAGUCAGAGCAGCGUUGGUUUCGUUUUUAAGGCUUGAAGUGCUGAAGCAAUAUGUUACGAAAGUAGAUGAAGAAAUCCAGUACCACCUUCAAACGUAUUGGGUCGGUAAACAUGAGGUUCAGGUCCAACCCCUGAUCAAGACCUUAACCUUCAACGUAAUUUGCUCGCUUCUCUUUGGGAUCGAAAGAGGACCCCAAAGAGAGAAACUAUUACCCUUUUUCCAAGAUAUGAUGGAAGGGGUGCUAGCAAUUCCGAUCAAUUUGCCCUUUACUCAAUUCCGUCGUGGAAUUAUGGCAAGAAACAAAUUGGUACCGAUGCUAAUGGACCUUAUACAAGAAAAAAGGGUGGCACUUGAAGAACAAAAACGAGUCGAUCCUCAUAAAGAUCUCAUCACUUCACUGCUCAGCAUUCGUGACGACGAUAACUUACCAAUGAUGUCUGAUGAAGAGAUCAUCGACAACGUCAUUGUCGUGAUGAUUGCAGGAUAUGACACAACGUCUAUCCUUGUAACGUUCUUGGUCAGACUUUUGGCAACCGAUGAAGCUAUUUAUUCUGCUAUAGCUCGAGAACAAGAAGAAAUUGCCAAAAAUAAAGCCGUGGGGGAAUCUUUGACAUGGGAAGACCUUACGAAGAUGAAGUACACAUGGAGAGUAGCAUCCGAGAUGCUGAGGAUAAACCCUCCUGUGAUUUUAUCCUUUCGACGAACUGUGCAAGAUAUCGAGUAUGGAGGGUACAUAAUUCCAAAAGGAUGGCAAGUGUUAUUAUCUUCGUCAAUGACGCAUAUGGACAGUAGCAUUUUUCAGAAUCCGACCAUGUUCAAUCCAGCCCGUUUUGAGAAAAACGCACCGUCACCACCACCUUUUAGUUUAAUGGCGUUUGGAGGAGGGCCAAGGAUGUGUCCUGGUAUCGAGCUUGCGAAAAUGGAAACUUUAGCGAUGAUGCAUAGUCUGGUGACACAAUUCACAUGGGUUCUUCUUAACAGGGACGAACCCUUCAAGAGAAUCCCAAUGCCGGAAUUCGACAAAGGACUGUCAGUUCGGAUCAUGCCCAUAAAAGCAACAUCGAUGCCAUCUGAAGCAACGGCGUAG